AUGAAAUUUUGUCGAAUCAAUUUGAAAAUAAUUUUAAAAAAAUUUUAUAGUACAAUGGCUGAUUCUGAGUGGAAAGGCGUGCCUAUAGCUAAUAUUGUUGGCUCUUAUUCGCCUUGGGGAGCUCCAGAGUUCCCUUUAGUGCAACCAGCAUACAAUCAUACUGUUUUAUAUCAUAUACCGGGAAGUGGCGCGCAGCUAGAUAGACCUCCAAAGCCACAGAUCGGCAAAGAUAAAUGGGACCAAGUUCAUGUUAGAAUGCCAUUUUCUCCACAAAACUUGUAUCCUGUUGAAAAUAGUGCAGGUGAAACUGAGUUGAAGAAGCGGUGGGAAAUGAUACAAAAUGCUCUCAAUAAGCCUAUAAAGAAUAGUAAAGAAUUAGCUAGUGCCAUACUUAGUUACAACACACAAUUCAAGAAUAGAUGGAAGUUUUUAUCAUUACAUUAUUUAUUUGAGGAGUAUUUAGAAGAGGAAGAGGCACAAUAUUUUUUUGAUGUAACUCUGCCUGAAAUUGCUAAGUUGGCCUUGGCUCUGCCAAAAUUAAUACAAUCACCAAUACCAUUAUUAAAACAACACAAAAACAGAUCAAUAUCUCUGUCACAACAACAAAUAUCUUCGUUAUUGGCAAAUGCAUUCUUCUGUACAUUCCCAAGAAGAAAUACUACCAAAAAAGAUUCUGAAUAUGCAUCAUACCCGCAUAUUAAUUUUAAUGUAUUGUAUGAAUGUAUGCCUUCAGAACAUAUCCUCGAGAAAAUGAAGUGCAUAUGUCACUAUUUUAGAAGAGUCUGCACAAAAGUGCCGGUCGGCGUGGUGACGGUGUCGCGUCGCAGCGUGCGCGCCGACGAUCUGCCUCGAUGGCACGAAUGCUCGAGAACAUUCGCGGACCUUCCCAUACAUGUCGAUAGCAAGAACACGAUAGAAGAGGCCUACGGAUUGAUACAAGUGGACUUUGCUAACAAGUUUCUUGGCGGUGGAGUGCUCGGUCAUGGGUGUGUACAGGAAGAGAUCAGAUUUGUGAUAUGUCCAGAAUUGCUAGUAACGAUGUUAUUUACUGAAUGCCUGAGACCCACUGAAGCGUUGAUGAUAAUAGGGUGCGAGCAGUACAGCGCGUACCGCGGCUACGGCACGUCUUUCCGGUGGGCAGGCGCGCGCGUCGACGCGGCGCCGCACGACGCGGCCGCGCGCCGCCGCUGCGCCGUGCUCGCGCUCGACGCGCUGCCCUUCCGCGACGCGCGCCUGCAGUACCGCGCCGACCGCGUCGCGCGCGAGCUGAACAAGGCCUGGGUAGGUUUCUCGUUUUACACAACAGAGGAUGAUACAAUACAAUACCCCGGAGUGGCCACCGGUAACUGGGGGUGCGGGGCCUUCAAUGGUUCAGCCUCACUCAAGUCCCUCAUACAAAUGAUGGCCCUGGCCAGUGUUGGCAGACCCAUGGCGUAUUACACCUUUGGUGAUACACAACUGCGUGAUGAUAUCAUCAGAGUGUAUAAUAUGUUCGUUGAUCAUGGUGUUAAAGUUGGUCAAUUAUAUGGAUUGAUAUUGAAAUUCUGUGAGUCAAAAUCACAGUCAAAUAUUUAUUCUUUCUUAGAAAAAUCUUUACAAAAGAACAGGGAUUUUCUUAAGUCUGAAUCCACGAGUUGCGUUGCUUCAACAAAAACAGAAACACAAGAUUUAUCUUUAAAAGUAGAACUUGAAUUGAACAGAUCGCCAGAUUUGUUUGGUCCGGAUGAUGAUUUUGAUCUUGCAACACUUGAGGAAGAUACAAAUCUUAAAAAGGAGGCAAGUUUAGAAGAUGUAGUGGUUCAUAAAAUGGACGAUACACGUAAAAUGUCGACGAGUGACAUUUCAACAGAGGAAAAUAAUAGAACAAAUCAAACAUCUAGAUUAUUCGAUGAAAUGGAAAAGUUAGAUGAAGAUAGUGGCAAUUUAAAUCUUAAAAGUCCUCAAAAGUCAAUUUUUGGACCAAACUCUAAAAAGUCUGAUGCUGCUAUGGAUAUAGAUAAUAAAAUUCAGACAGAAGUGACACCUGAUGCCAAAAAGAAGUUUGCAAAGAAGAUAACAGAUUAUUUCUCAAAGAAACCUGUU
Messenger RNA from Brenthis ino (lesser marbled fritillary), 2082 nucleotides. The record is from the annotation of a GenBank genome assembly. NCBI's taxonomy places the organism in Eukaryota, Metazoa, Arthropoda, Insecta, Lepidoptera, Nymphalidae.